Molecule: messenger RNA, 2462 nt
Organism: Cercospora beticola
Lineage: Eukaryota; Fungi; Ascomycota; Dothideomycetes; Mycosphaerellales; Mycosphaerellaceae
Source: RefSeq, a predicted model, not a curated record
CACCAACAUAUCCAACGCAAUGAUACGCCCGAAUCUUGAGCCAUGGCGGCACGCGAAUCGCCUCCAUCUUCAACUGCCGGUGCCCCUAGGAAUGAACCUACGACCGCACGCCGCGCAUGCGAUUCCUGCUAUGCUCUCAAGGAGAAAUGCUUCUACCCGGAUGCCACCUCCGACUGCCACCGCUGCUGUAGGCUGAAGAAGAAGUGUACAGACGAUCGACCUAUGCGCCAAUCAGGCCGUCCGCGAAGAAAUCGACCAGUCCAACGUGGCAUCUGCAAGCGAGCUACAGCGAUAGCAGCCAAGCCUUCCCCGAUGCUGCCCCCUUUUGGACUUCUCUCCGCACGGCUCGAUCCCGCGGACGAGUACUUGCUCGUCAAUUACAUGGAGCCGCAGGAUGUCGGUGAUCUUAUGGUCGCGCCGAGAAUUGGAGAGGAAAUGUUUCACCAAGCCGUCCAAUGUCUGCUUACAAAUUACGAUGACCUUCGAGACGGCUUCCUCUCACUCUAUGGCUCGUACCUGACUGCUCUUGGGGUUGAAGUGCCUGGCUACACGUACGAGAAGAACAUUCGCCAGGGAACCUGUGCUCUUGCCAAAUUCAGCUCAUGGCAGCUACCGCAAGACCAUCAAGCUUUUGUGCCGUGGCUCUGGCUGGGUGUGAUGAUCUUACUCCAUGGCCAUUGUGUACUUGGCUCGAACAAUGCACCUGUGAGGCGGUACAUAUUGACACACUUGAAGCAGCUCGGCGCGAGUGCUAAAAAUCUGAUUAUGCAUCCUGUGGUCGUUUCACAAAUCGCCCUCGACAUACAAGACAGUCUCAUGCUAGGGCAAGUACCCAUACUCAACAUGCCCGAGCGUUUCGAACAACCGUUUCGAUAUGAAAUCUUGGCGGGGUUGUGCCCAGAAAUUUUCCGCUUUCUACAUGAGCUAUGUGGGAUUCUGGCAUCGAGAAGUGCUUCUAUUGAUGCGACGGGGGUCGUGGAAGCUCGUUCAUCAAACCUUCUGACGAGGAUCGAAGCGUGGCACCCUCCUCUCUCGCCGGAAGUUCUGGGCGAGCUUACUUCGACGGAAGCAAUUCAUAUCCAGACACAAGUUCGUGUGUACAAAACUGCCAUCAAGCUCUUCAUUCAUCGCCUGCGCCACCCGUUUGGCGAAGAUGAUGAAACGGCACAUGCUAUAGCACUAAGCAUCUUUGCGGAUCUUGAUCUUGCGACGGCAUUGUCAGGCGAACCUCCGAGUCUCGUCACAUUGCCUUUCCUCAUUGCAGCAAUAGAGACAUGGCCGGCUGACCGCGAGCGAAUCAAUCGCGACAUCUCGGUCUACGUGGAUGGCAUAACGCCUGUGGUCCACGCUCGUAAUGAAGAUUUCUUGAACGUCAUAUGGCGCCGCAGAGACUCUGGCCAAUCUUUCAAGUGGAUCGACAUCAUGGACGAGCUGCCAGAGCUGGGCAUCAAUCGAGUGGGUGGCAAGAAAAAAGCUCGCGCGGGAGGGAAGAUCGUUCAAGAACAGGACACUUUGCCAGCUGGCUGAAGGACCCGACAAUGACGUUACUUCAUCUUUGUCUCCGGAUUUGAUGGGCAGAACAUUCUCGUGGUCGGUCACGAAUACUCUGGGCUUGAUGCGAUCUCACGCUCGACGCGCUCCUACGUCUGUGCACGUGCCAGGGGUGUCUCCACCGGAUGGGCAAACCCUCCGGUUCCGGUCACGUGCCAUGGGAAGUGGUCCUUCAACAGGAAGAAGGGCAUGUUUAAAUAGCUCAACUUGUCCAAGGCGAGCCUGUUCGAGGUCCCAAAACCAGUCCGCGAACACCAUAAACACUUCAGCGAUGUCCACAAGCGCCGGCGGUAUCGAGUACAAUCCAGACCUCAAAGGACCCGAUCAUUUUCCAGUCCUAUGCUGGGGUCAUAACAGUAUAUCUCGCCUUCCAUGUACUUCCUCCAGCACGAAUGCAAGACCUGACGUACCGAACAGAGCUUCCAAAGCAGAAAGGCCAGAUCACGUAUACUCUUGGACGAAACCAACAUCGUCCUACUUUCGCUUUAUGGAAUCAUGGCAUCGUCGCUGGCCUUCGGAAUACGAUUAGACGAAGCAGUGGACAAGCACUCUAUGUCAUCCCGCCGUUUCUUGCAGCAUGGGCGGCAAUGACCUGGGCUGAGGAGAGGUGAGAUCAACAACCUCUCUGUUAGAGGUUUCAAUCGAGUCGCUGCUGAACUACCACGUCAUCAGGAGUCGGUACUUGAAUUCGAAGAAAGGGCGAGCAGAGUAUGAUAACGAAGGCUAGAGCCGCUCAGCUUGUUUUGAAACGCGGUGAGCGAUGAUUUGAAGUACACGAUUCAUCAGCAGGCGACAUUUUCGAUUCGACUAAGCACCGAGAACGGAAACUGUAGCGCGCGAGGGCGCCACUUCUACUUCAAGCGAAACCAAACCACCGGAAUUGUUCUCAGCUGUCGCGUCUGUUGUACGAU